UCUCCACGAUGUCCAUCUGCUCCCUCCUGUUCGCCUUAAUGCUGUUCUCUGAGAUGAACAGCCACUUGGUCACAGUGGCCCUUCCUUCAGAAGAUGGCGCUGCAGAACAAGAAGGUUUGGACUCAUUUCUGGCUGAAGACGACGUGACUGAACACGCUUUGGUUCCUCUGACGUACCGACGGAGCCUCACAGAUGACGGGACGUCCAAAAUCAUCGUCAUACCGGACGUGAACCUGGUGGAGCAACGUAUUCGUGGGCUGAACCGGCGCCACCCUCUGGUCGCAGAGCGAAGUUCGGACCGCACACCUGAUGAGUUCACUUUGAAAAUAAAUAAACGAGAAAAAGACCUCGACAUGCUGCGAUGUAUGAUCGGAAGAGUUUACCGACCCUGUUGGGAAGCUUGAGUGUUUCUCAAAUAUACGACAUAAAGUCCACCGUAAACAUGUAAAACAUCAACAGUUUAU
This is a messenger RNA of Poeciliopsis prolifica (blackstripe livebearer), 464 nucleotides long. RefSeq names its product pro-melanin-concentrating hormone (gene pmch). Lineage: Eukaryota; Metazoa; Chordata; Actinopteri; Cyprinodontiformes; Poeciliidae. The transcript is spliced from 3 exons. Gene Ontology annotation, biological process: behavior; chemical synaptic transmission. The coding region runs from base 9 to 404 and encodes 131 amino acids. The record is from RefSeq and is a predicted model, not a curated record. Gene Ontology annotation, molecular function: melanin-concentrating hormone activity; type 1 melanin-concentrating hormone receptor binding.